AUGGGCUCCGCGGGCACGGCCGCCGCCGCCGCCGCAGCGGACGAUGACAUCGCCGAGCACCUCGACGUCGUCGUCCUCGGCGCCGGCAUCUCGGGCAUCAACUCGGCGCACGUCCUGCGCGAGCGCCUCCCGCACCGCUCCGUGACCGUCCUCGAGGCCCGCGCCGUCGUCGGCGGCACCUGGAACUUCUUCCGGUACCCGGGCUUCCGCUCCGACUCGUACAUGACCACGUUCGGCUUCCGCUGGCACCCCUGGCCGCACGCGCGCAAGAUCGCCGCCGCAGGGGACAUCGCCGCGUACGUCGAGGACGCGGCCCGCGCGGACGGCUCCCUCGACAGGAUCCGCUUCCGGCAUCGCGUCGUGGGCUGCGAGUGGCGCGACGAGGAUGCGUUUUGGCGGCUGCGUGUGCGGGUCGGCAGCGGCGAUGAUGAUGAAGGUGUGACGAAGGUGUUUGCUGCCAACUUUGUCGUCGCGUGUACGGGGUACUACUCGUAUGAGCGCGCGCUUGAAGCUCCCAUUCCCGGCAUCGAGUCCUUUGCCGGCAAGGUUGUGCACCCGCAGUGGUGGCCCGAGGACCUCGACUACGCGGACAAGAAGGUCGUCGUCGUCGGCUCCGGCGCCACGGCCUUCACCAUCAUCCCCGCCAUGGCCUCCUCUGUCGCCAGCAUCACCAUGCUCCAGCGCAGCCCCUCAUACGCCGUCGCCAUGCCCACGCGCGGGUCCCUCGUCGAUCGCCUCCUGCGCCUGCUCCUGCCCGCCGCCUGGGCGCACCGCCUCUGCUGGUGGAAGGACAUUGCCUUUGAGAUGCUCGCCACCCAGCUGCUGCUGCAUUUCCCCACGCUCGGCCGCUGGGCCCUCACUCUCCAGCUCAAGGCCAAGGUGCCGCGCGAUCUGGACGUGGGCGUGCACUUCAACCCGCGGUACGACCCGUUCCGCCAGCGGCUGUGCAUGUGUCCGGACGGCGACUUCUUCAAGACGCUGCACCGGGACAACGUCGAAGUCGUGACAGACACUAUUGACAGCGUCGUGCCGGGUGGCAUCCGCCUCGCCUCGGGCCGCGUUCUCGACGCCGAUAUCAUCAUUACCGCCACGGGGCUCUACUUUGAGAUCAUGAACGGCAUCAAGCCCCUCGUCAACGGCCAGCCCAUCGACGUCGGCAGCCGCUACACCUGGCGCGGCGGCAUGCUCGAGGGCCUGCCCAACAUGGGCUACGUCCUCGGCUACGUGGUGCAGUCGUGGACACCCGGCGCCGACGUCAUGGUCAAGCUGCUGUCCCGUGUCAUGCGCACAAUGGAGACCCGCGGCGCGAACAAGGUCGUCCCCGUCAUCGAGCGCUACAAGGGCAUGCCGCGCCGCAUUGCCGUCGACGCCAACAGCAACUACUUCGUCAAGGCCGCCGACAGGAUCCCAAAGGUCACCGGCCAGGGACCCUGGUACGGCCGCACACACUGGCUCAGGGAUGCCUGGGGCCUGUGGUUCGGCGACAUGGACGACGGCUUAGUGUACAGUGGCGGCGGCGAGGCCAAGAAGACGGCGUAA
This is a messenger RNA of Purpureocillium lilacinum, 1539 nucleotides long. RefSeq lists its product as uncharacterized. Lineage: Eukaryota; Fungi; Ascomycota; Sordariomycetes; Hypocreales; Ophiocordycipitaceae. The record is from RefSeq and is a predicted model, not a curated record.